Messenger RNA from Aethina tumida (small hive beetle), 498 nucleotides. RefSeq names its product larval cuticle protein F1. Bases 6 to 452 code for a protein of 148 amino acids. The transcript has 2 exons. NCBI's taxonomy places the organism in Eukaryota, Metazoa, Arthropoda, Insecta, Coleoptera, Nitidulidae. The record is from RefSeq and is a predicted model, not a curated record.
AACAAAUGCCAAAACCUUAUAGUUCUGCAGCAACUAGUCAAACAAAAACCUUAUUCAAAAUGUUCAAAUUGUUCGUUCUCGCCGCCACUUUGGCCGUAGCCUCCGCCGGUAUCGUAGCUUUGGGCCACCAAACCUCCGUCUCCAGCCACAGCUCCGUGGUAUCCCACCCAUCUCCAGUGGUAGCCGUCCACGCCGCCCCAGUCGUGCAUGCCGCCCCAGUCGUACACGCUGCUCCAGUCGCUGUACACGCCGCCCCAGUUGCCGCUGUCCAUGCCGCCCCAGUAGUUGCCGCCCCAGCUGUAGUCAAGACCCUGCACGCUGCCCCAGUAGUACACGCCGCCCCAAUUGCCGCCGUACAUGCCGCCCCAGUCGCCGCUGUUCACGCCGCCCCAGUCGUUCACGCCGUACAUUCCGCCCCAUUGGUACAUGCUUCCCCAGUACUCGUACACUAAAUGAUUUAGUCUUAUUUAUUUCAUAAAUAAAUUUAUUUUAGAAAAA